AUGUCCGACACGAAGAAACAGGAAGAUGCUCACAAGACUCUCUACGAUGCCGGUAUGGUCAAUAGACGAGCCGUUCUAGGAGAUGCAUACGUGGACAAUGCACUGGCAAGAGGAGUAUCCGAGUUCGCUAGACCAGCACAGGAGUACGUGACCGAGAACGCGUGGGGCAACAUCUGGGAGCGUCCAGGACUGGAACGAAAGCAACGCUCGCUGGUAGUCAUCUCGCUUCUCGCCGCUGGAGGACAUACAAAGGAGCUCGCUGGACAUGUUCGUGGUGGUCUCAAUAACGGGUUGACCGAAGUGGAGAUCAGAGAGGUAUUGCUCCAGAUCAUGGCCUAUUGCGGGUUCCCCACAGGUCUCGAAGCGUUUCGUGCGGCGGAACCGGCCAUCGAGGCAUGGAAGGCUGAGCAGCAGAAGUGA
Molecule: messenger RNA, 420 nt
Organism: Stereum hirsutum FP-91666 SS1
Lineage: Eukaryota; Fungi; Basidiomycota; Agaricomycetes; Russulales; Stereaceae
Product: CMD-domain-containing protein
Exons: 4
Coding region: 1-420 (139 amino acids)
Molecular function (GO): peroxiredoxin activity
Source: RefSeq, a predicted model, not a curated record